AUUAAGCUCUGUAAUGCCUAGCAUUAUUAGUGAAUCUCAGACUGCUUUUGUCAAAGGCAGAGUAAUUGGUGAAAACAUUCUACUCGCACAUGAACUGAUAUGAUCCCAUUUGGCUUAGUCUACAAGCCACAAUGGAUUGAAUCAAAAUUCAUCUCAAGCUAUGAAAUGAAUUCCAAAUUUUGUCCAAGUGUUUUAUCCGUUUCAGGUACCGUACUUGGCACUCAAGUUUCUUCCAAUUGGAUCAAUGGAAAUGGGCAAAGGAAGUCUUGUUUUGAAGCUGGUGAGUUUUUCUAGAAGAUAGAGUAUUCUGGAGCUCAAGAACAAGGCAGGAGGGUCAUGGUUAAAGUGUCACAAAACGCUAUGUCGAAACUGGAAUUUUGCCAAAAAUUGGUCAAGUGUCAGAACCAGUUUGAGAACCCUACUUUGGAGGAGUAUUCGAAGCACAUGGGGAAGAGUCGAGGCUGAAUCUUUGUGCAGCAUGAAAGUAGGUUUCUUCUACUACAACAACGUGGCGUUGGAUGACUGGAAUGAAGAAUGGAAGGCCUCAAACGAAAGCUCCAAAGAUCGUAUCGAAACUGAGUUUCUGUCUUGGGAAACAAGGCAAUCCGAAUCCUUAUCGGAUUAGGAUUCCUUUGCUGGUUUGUGUUUAAUUCCUUUUCAUUGUUGGUUUUGGUUUCCUUUUCCAAUCGUAAUUUGUUUAGGACUUCUCUAAGAGUAGUUGGAUUGGCUAGGUCUAUUUAAGCAACUUUGAUUCAUUGUAAUUUUCAGAUUUCAUAGAAUUGAAUACAAACUUGAGUUUGGUUCACAAAGCUUGUUGCUUUCGUGAGUUUGAGAGUUGUUUAGAAGGAGUUCUAAGCAGCUUGAGUGCUUGUAUCGUUCAACUAAUCACGUUGUUCAUGGCCGAGCUUCUACCUAUAGUUUACGAGCCUUUCUCCCUUCGUGAGAAUUGCACGAAACUUCCACCAACACACAUUCAAAUCAUACCCUGUUUGUGGAGUUCUUGCUCGAGGAAACUCUUGGAUUCCUUAGUUGUGCUAUUCUGAUCAAUAAACCUCAUCUAGGGGUUCAUCAAGUGGCAUCAAGAGCCUGGUUGUACACAGUGGACAGAACGAAGGAAGGCGUGGUCACAACGACGCCCUGGACAAGGUCAAAAGGACCUGUGUCGGAAGACCCUGCUUUUGUGUUUCCAGAAUCAACGAAGAAGAAGGACCGAAUAGAGAUGGCUGGAUAGACGUUUGACAUGAAGGAAUUGUUGGAUCGUAUGGAGGAGAUGGUUCAGGCUCAAAUUCGAGAUCUAUUAGGGCAAUUUAAACAAGAAAUUGACCGGCAAUUUGAGACUAUUGCUUGGCCGGAGAAUCGGGUUCGAACAGAGGAAGCUCCCGGCGGAGAAAAGCCAGCUGGUAAUCCAGCAUUGUUGGAUAGAAUUGCGGAGCUUGAACGGAGACUCGUCAUUGCUGAUCCCAAUCGAGAACGUCCACACCGUGAUCGUCGCGAACGACAAAAAGAAGUAGAACCGGCAAUCCCUCCGAGCAUCAAGCUAUCAGUACCAGCGUUUCAGGGGACAAUGAAUCCCUCUACAUAUCUCGACUGGGAAAGGAAGAUUGUGCUUUUCUUCCAAUGUGGACAGUUUACUGAAGGCUAAAAAGUAGCUAUGGCUACUUAUGAAUUCUCGGAUUACGUCACCCAGUGGUGGGAGCAGCUGCAGCUUCGCCGGCGAUGAAAUAAUCAGAAUCCGGUCGCGACCUGGGACGAGCUACGUGGAAUCAUGCGAGAUAGGUUCAUACCUGCCUAUUACCAGCGCGAACUCUAUGAAUCUCUGUAGGGGAUUAAACAAGGGUCAAGGAGUGUGGAGGAGUACUUCCGAGAACUUGAAUUGCUGAUGAUGCGGGCCGAUGUAAGGGAAGAUCGAGAAGCGACGGUGGCGCGAUUUUUUCAUGGUUUGAACCGCAAGAUUCGACAGGAAGUGGAUCUUUGAUCUUUUGUCAACCUGGAGGAAGCCCUUCACCUCACAAUUAAGGUUGAAAAGCAAC
Molecule: messenger RNA, 2030 nt
Organism: Linum trigynum
Lineage: Eukaryota; Viridiplantae; Streptophyta; Magnoliopsida; Malpighiales; Linaceae
Source: the annotation of a GenBank genome assembly